This is a messenger RNA of Trichophyton rubrum CBS 118892, 1840 nucleotides long. RefSeq lists its product as uncharacterized. The transcript is spliced from 2 exons. The coding region runs from base 803 to 1756 and encodes 317 amino acids. The record is from RefSeq and is a predicted model, not a curated record. Lineage: Eukaryota; Fungi; Ascomycota; Eurotiomycetes; Onygenales; Arthrodermataceae. Gene Ontology annotation, biological process: lipid metabolic process.
UAAAGUAAAACAGCGAAUAAUGCACAUUAUUAUUACUAUAUUAUCCAUGGGGGCUCUCCAGCAAAUAAAACAAAUCCAGCUAGCUCGCCCGCCCGCUGGGUAGAAGGAAGAAAAGAAAGCAGGGCCAAAAAAAUGACGUUUUAAUCAGGAGAUUCUUCCUUUUGCUGCUGCCUGAAAAGCCGGAGAAGAAAAAGGGGGCAUCCUCCAUCCAUCUCGACGCUGCGUCUUCGUGAAAAACGUCGUCUCUCCCCCAGGCGCUGUCUGCCAUUAACUACAGCUACUACCACCCCCCUGCUGAUCAGGUCGAGUUCGAGCCGUGGCACCCAAGAAGAUGAUGGAUCCAGCGUCGUAUGUUGAUCCGAACCUGACGCAGCCCGACCUGCUGGUGCUCAAGUGCCUGCUGCGAGACGCGGAGGGCCAGCCGGAGACGCAGACGCAGACGCAGACGAGCAACGGACUCGCCAGCAGUGAUAAUGGAGCGAGCGGCCGCAGGACGAGGACGGGAAGAAGCAACGGUAGGGCAGUUAAGGCAGACGUCGCAUUUAUUCUUCUUAUUCUGCUUCGGCUGCUAACUAGCUAGUCAGGUACCUACUCGCGAGCUUCAGACGACGCGGAAGACGAGCAAAAGACCAUCGAGCACCUGCGGAACCUGAACGACCCGGCGCAUGCGGACUUCGAUCCGACCGUCUUCGUCUCGUGGGACACGCAGAAGCUGCCCUUCCCGGCGGCGGUGCAGCAAUGGCUGAUCCGGCCGUACAUCGCCAGGGCGCGGCGGCUUGUCCGGGUCGAGACAGACGUGGCGAUGCUCACACACCUGCUGCUGUACUUCAGCACCUCCGUGCCGAGCGCGGUGCUGCUCUUCUACCGCUUCAGCUGGCUGCACGGCGUGCUGCACUUGCUGAUGCAGGGGUGGUACAUGGGCACGUACACGCUGAUGAUGCACCAGCACAUCCACAUGGGCGGCAUUCUGAACCGCAAGUACUGGCUGUUCGACAUGCUGUUCCCUUACAUCACGAACCCGCUGAUGGGCCAUACGUGGAACUCCUACUACUACCAUCACGUCAAGCACCACCAUGUCGAAGGGAACGGGCCCGAGGACCUGUCGUCGACGAUACGCUACCAGCGAGACGAGCUGCGUGAUUUCCUGGCGUACGUGGGCCGGUUCCUGUUUCUGGUCUGGAUUGAGCUGCCGCUUUACUUUACGCAGAAGGGCAAGUACGGGAUGGCGGCGAAGGCUGCGGGCUGGGAGCUGAGCACGUACGCUGUGCUGGCGGUGCUGUUUGUGCGUGCGGAUGCGCGGGCGACGGCGUUUGUCUUUUUGCUGCCGCUGCUGCUGAUGCGGAUUGCGAUGAUGGUGGGCAAUUGGGGCCAGCAUGCGUUGGUGGACGAGGUCGAUCCUACGUCUGACUUUCGCUCCAGCAUCACUCUGAUUGACGUCCCGAGCAACCGGUUCUGCUUCAAUGAUGGAUAUCAUACGUCGCAUCAUCUGAACCCGCGACGGCACUGGCGAGAGCAUCCAGUGGCCUUCCUGACGCAGCGGCAGCGGUACUCGCAGGAACAGGCACUUGUGUUCCGCAACAUCGACUACAUCAUGAUGACGGUGAAGCUGCUGCAAAAGGACUACGACUACCUGGCCCGAUGUCUGGUGCCCAUUGGAGAGAAGCAGAUCAGCAUGACGAUGGAAGAGCGGGCAGCGAUGCUGAGAACCAAGACCAGACGGUUCAGCGAGGAGGAGAUUGCUCGUUUGUUCAAGUAGAUAAUAAUAUUAAACAAAAGUACGUACAUAAGGGCAUGCAUGCAUAGACGGGACAUAUAUCACAUAGAGGUCUUUCAAAAAGAA